UGUGAAACCAGGUAGAAGCUUGCACCUACCGCCAUGGACGCGCUCCACCGCCAGGCCGUUCUGGACUGCUCUGACGACAUCGCCCGGGACAUGGACCCUGUGCUAGUCCUGCGGUACAGCACUGUGGCCUGGCGGGACGGAGACCGAGGGUUCAUCAGGGCCAAGGCGAGGACCGAGGGCCCUCACGCCGGGGCGAGGGCGCUGCUGGACAAACUCAUUAAUUUGCCCACCGACGGUUUCGAUGACUUUGUCCAAGGUCUGAGGGAAGUCCCGUACCAUCACCUGGUGACGCAACUCCUGGAGAAGAGGGAGCGUCUUAAGGCGGCAGUGGAAAGGGGGGAGAUAAGGAGGAGAGAUCUUGGAUGGCGUCCGGAAGAUGUCACCAGAUGGACCAGAAUCAGAACGGGAUCCUUGGGCAUCCUGAUGACGUGUUUCGCGAUCUGUGUUGGACUGUACACUAUGGUUCAUUACGGUUCCAAAAUAAACGAACCAACCCUAGCCAUCUUCCCCCGGCGUCUGAAGACAUUCGUGGGGCGAGAAGACGUCUUCAGCAGGAUCGACACCUGUCUUCAGGAGAACCAGACCUGUCUCCUCAAGGGGCUGGGCGGCGUCGGGAAGACGUCAGUAGCCAUCGAGUACGGGCACAGGCGGGCGGAGAGGUACCCUGGCGGGGUGUUCUGGGUCAGGUUAGCGAGCAAACAGGACCUGUGCGCCAGUAUCAGUCAGUAUAGCUCAUACAUCAGCGAUUAUUUCCAGCUGAACAAGGAUCUGAGUUGUAAGGCUACGAAGAUGUACCUUAGACGGUACAUAGCAAAUUCACAAGGUUGGCUUAUGGUAGUUGAUGAGGCAGUUCCAGAGACCAUGGAAGAACUUGAGUCCCUACUGCCUCACACCUUCAAGGCAACCAUGCAUGUUCUGCUGACCUCUAACGAAUAUCAAAGACUCGAUAACGAGCAGAUUUCAGUGGUCGAUCUCCCUCCGUUCAGUGAAGCUGAGGCUCAGGCCAUGUUUAACAUUACCGUGAGACUCAGCAGUCAGGCCGAUAGGAAGGAGAUCAAACGUCUCAGCCGAUCCCUGGGACACCACCCUCUGGCACUGCAGUUAGCGUUUUCAUUUAUAGCAGCAACUGGCUGCUCUGUCAAGGACUACCAUGACAAAUAUAUUGGAUCCAGUAGGAGGGUAGACUUGCUCGAUAAGUCAGAUAUUCAAAAGGUUGCAAAAAAGAGGAUACGGCAAACAUUGGACCCACAUAUUCAUACUCUUGACCAGUUGUCACCCAGCAUCGCAAAGCUUUUAAACAUGACAGCGUUUAUGGGCCCAGACUGUAUCCCAUGCCCCCGGCCUGACAGUCCAGGCUUCGGUAAACUGUUCCCCACUUCAGGGCCGCUGGACAAACUAGAUGUGCUGGAAAUGGUGGCAAUACUAGAGACACUCUCCCUGGCCACCGAUUGUAGUGCCUUUGACCCAUGUGCUUUCAGUGUGAACAGGAUAGUUCAGGAGGUGGUUGUGGCACAGAUGAACGAAUCUAUGAGAGUAGCACAUCUAGAAAACGCAUUAAACUAUUCCACAUUGUUACUAAGGCGUAGUGAUGCCGCAUCAGGAGCCCAGGCAGAGAUCCUGAUGUCCCAUGUGCACCAUCUGGCCGUGAAAAUCGAGAAAUACCAAACAAAUGUAUCAAUUUCCAGUUCAUCUACAUUCUUGAAUAAGUCCGCUGAGUUUUUCUGCCGACGAGGUGCGUGUGAGGAGGCUUACAUUUUCAUCCAGGCUCAAAUUUUACUGCUUUCCAGACAUAAAUCUAUCCAGGACCUUUCCUGUCACCUUCGUGACCAUGUGUACUUUCUAAACAACACCCUGCUGCCUUGUUUGUAUAAAAGUGAUGCACCCACCACUUUACUGAUAGAUAUAGCCGACAACCUGUAUUUGCAAGCAAAUAAGCUGGAACACCUGCAUCCCUCGCCCAAUCCUGCAGAUUCAUGUCAUCUGGAUGAGGUCCUGACGGCAGUGGAAGACAUGUUUCUUUCCAUUUACUCGAGAAUUCUCCAAGAUGGAAACUCAAACACGUGCAAUCACGGCCUUGUUGUGUCAUAA
Molecule: messenger RNA, 2088 nt
Organism: Branchiostoma belcheri (Belcher's lancelet)
Lineage: Eukaryota; Metazoa; Chordata; Leptocardii; Amphioxiformes; Branchiostomatidae
Exons: 5
Coding region: 34-2088 (684 amino acids)
Source: RefSeq, a predicted model, not a curated record